AUGCCCUCGCAGUCGCUUACAGGUCACAAGCGCCGGAUCUCCGACGAGUCGGUGCUACAGCGGACUCCACUUCGCCGCCGCGUUCAACAUCGCCAAGACAACCAAGUGCAAAACAUUUACGGAAAUGGAGAUGCGAAACGUGAAAACUACAACGGAAAAAGGAAACCUGACACCUUUCUUCUCAGCAGUCCAACGGAUGUGUCAGACGCCACAGUGAUGCAACAAAUUCGCGCUAAGCAGGCCAAAGCCAGUGGCCUGCCGAACCUUUCGCUCUUGCCUCCUGCAGAAUCAGUCGUGACAAAAGUCGACCCAAUGGCAAAAGAGGAAGCCUCAGAGCUGGAAGAAGAAGCUGAAGCUGGGGCCUUGACACCUCGUCCCACAGUGUAUCGACGCAUGGCUCCGCGUCCUCCGUUAAGUCAUCGACGAACUUAUGGGCUGAACCGAGCGAGAUUCGGCGUGGGCAUCGUCCGAUGUCGCAACCGCAAGCUCAACGACGAAGACACUGAGACCGAGGACAAAAGCCCGAAAUCUUCGCCACUAAGAGAACACUCCAGCAGUGUAAAGGCUUCGAAGUUGUUGAUGGAAGCGAGAUACUGGAAAACCAAGUUGGCGCGUUAG
Molecule: messenger RNA, 618 nt
Organism: Phytophthora infestans T30-4
Lineage: Eukaryota; Oomycota; Peronosporomycetes; Peronosporales; Peronosporaceae
Exons: 2
Coding region: 1-618 (205 amino acids)
Source: RefSeq, a predicted model, not a curated record